This is a messenger RNA of Colossoma macropomum (tambaqui), 1573 nucleotides long. RefSeq names its product adhesion G protein-coupled receptor E3-like. Lineage: Eukaryota; Metazoa; Chordata; Actinopteri; Characiformes; Serrasalmidae. Gene Ontology annotation, biological process: cell surface receptor signaling pathway; adenylate cyclase-activating G protein-coupled receptor signaling pathway. The transcript has 10 exons. Gene Ontology annotation, molecular function: G protein-coupled receptor activity. The record is from RefSeq and is a predicted model, not a curated record. Gene Ontology annotation, cellular component: membrane. The coding region runs from base 103 to 1560 and encodes 485 amino acids.
GCAGAUAAUAUAUUUAAUCAAAUUAGGAACAGCACUAAUCCAGUGCUCUCCCCAGAAAUUGUAAAAAAGGUGCUACAGGAGCAGGUUCUGAAUGUUGAAGUAAUGAAUGCAGAUCAGCCUGUAUCUAGUGGCAACACAGUGCUGAACAAGACUGAAACAUUGGUGUCUACAUUGGUGAAACCAACAGAAACCACUGACUCAGUUAAGAUCUCUCUAAAUGACUUGGAAAUCCAAGUCUUUGCAGUUGGACCAAGAGCCUUCUUGAAAGAAAACCCUAUGCUCAGCAUAAACAACACACAGAUGGACAUCGAUCUUAUUGGCAUUUCCCAAAACAACAAUGGAUCAGCUGCUGUGGCCUUCAUGAGCUAUACCAAUAUGGUGGACAUGCUGAGUCCCAAGCUCUUCAACCCAAACAAGAAAACAGUGAAAAUCAUGAUGUCCACUGUGGUGUCAGCAACACUACCCAAAACCAUCAACACACAGCUCCCCACACCAGUCAACUUCACCAUAAAACAUAUAAAUGAACUUCCCCCUAACAGUACCCUCUUCUGUGUCUACUGGAAUCACUCUGAAUGGAUUGUCGAUGGCUGUUAUCUUCUCCAGACCAACAUUAGCCACUCUGUGUGCUCCUGUUUUCAUCUAUCAACCUUCGCUCUCAUCAUGCAGCUCAACCCACCCACAGGAGAUGAUAGUGAUCCUGUGAUGGACCUGAUUAACAUCAUAGCUGUGGCAGUGGGGCUUCUCUUCCUGAGCUUGACCCUGUUGACUUUUGCCAUUUGUCGGCGGAACCCCAGAGUGACCAACACAGCUCUGACCAACCUGUGCAUAAGCCUGUUACUGGCUCACCUCCUCUUUCUGCUCACACAGAUAUUCCUGCAGUACAUACAACCUCAGCAUUUGUUAUGUGCAGUGCUGGCAGGUGUUCUGCACUUCCUCUUUCUCUCUGCUUUUGUGUGGAUGUUCAUUCAAGCUGUGUUGCUCUUCAUCUCAGUGAAGAACCUCACAAAGAUCAGAUCAAAGCAGAAGGAGGUGCUUAGCUGGAAAUUUCUGAUUGUGAUUGGAUACGUCAUUCCUCUCAUUAUAGUAGGCGUGUCUGUUGGACUGUUUUCUGAUGGAUAUGGCAGUGAACAGUGCUGGCUUAAGACAGACAAUGGCUUUUUGUGGAGUUUUCUGGGACCUGUUUGUGCCAUUCUUGCAGCAAACAUGAUUCUCUUCGUCAGCAUCUUAGUCAUCAUAAUCUCCACUCUGAAAAGUAUGAAAAGUGAAAUUACGAAAAUAAAAAAGGCUAAAAAUGAGCAGCACCUCGUCAAAAGUGUGAUCCUGAAAACCAUGGUCCAGUUUUACAUUGUUGGCUCCUCCUGGAUUCUGGGUUUCUUCACAGACUACAAUAAGAUGUUGAAGGUGGUGUUCCUGUUCUUCAACUCCCAGCAGGGCACCUUCAUCUUCUUCAUCCAUUGUGCCUUCAACCAAGAGGUGAGGCAGCUGUAUAAGAAGUGGUGGCAAGCUCUUUCAGCUGCCUGUAGACCACAUACUAAAAAAAAAUGGAUCAUUCAACACUGAAGUGAAAGAUAUU